This is a messenger RNA of Melospiza melodia melodia, 1020 nucleotides long. Its product is annotated as mas-related G-protein coupled receptor member B4-like. Gene Ontology annotation, biological process: G protein-coupled receptor signaling pathway. Lineage: Eukaryota; Metazoa; Chordata; Aves; Passeriformes; Passerellidae. The coding region runs from base 109 to 1020 and encodes 303 amino acids. The record is from RefSeq and is a predicted model, not a curated record. Gene Ontology annotation, molecular function: G protein-coupled receptor activity. Gene Ontology annotation, cellular component: membrane. The transcript has a single exon.
GCUGCUGAGGAGCCACAUGGUCCGUCCCUGGAUUCUCCAAGCACUGACUGCCCAUCCACUCUGACCACAGCCAGGGGCCACAUCCCACUGCCUGCCCAGCGUCCAUCCAUGGAGGUGACCACCGUGUCCCCAUCUGCUGCCUCACCCACUGCAAGGGAUGAUCUGUGUGAGACAGAUGUCACCAGAGUGGCCAUACACAGUGUGACAGUGGUUUUCUGCCUCUGUGGGCUGGCUGGGAACAGGGCUGUCAUCGGCCUCCUCAGCCUGAAAAUUGGUAAUUGUCACUUCUUUUACAUGGCAUUCAUUGACUUCCUCUUCCUCCUCUUUGCAGUCCCCUCCGCCAUCCUCAUCCUGGUGGAGGACGUGUCCUGCUGUCCUAUCAUGCCCUUUAUGUAUAUGAACUUCAUUUUCCAGCUGUCAGUGGUCUCCUACUAUAAGGCACGGAUAUCUAGAAUGACUGUGCUGUAUAUAGACAAGCUCUCCUGGCUCUGCUGCCACUGCCACCUUCCCGAGCGCCUGUUGUGGGUGCUGGACAGUUUCCGAUACUGGGCCUUCUUUGCUCUCUUUGCUGUCAUUCCCUCAGUGAUAUUCCUGUGCCCAUCACAUGAGCCGGAGCACUACCGGGCAGCUCUCAUUUCCUUGUUCACCCUCAUCCUGCUCCUCUUUGCUGCAUCCGUGGCCAUUUCUGGCACAAAUGGCUUCAUGAAGGCCAAGUGGGUCUCUCAGCAGCAGCAACCCAAGAAGCGUGACAUUGUUAUCCUCAUAAUUGUGGUCCUCGCUCUCCUUCUCACCAUCUGCAAUUUCCUGCAGCAGCUCGGUUACCUCACUAGGUCCUCUCAGGUUGUUUUCCUGCUCGCCUGCAUCAACAGCCCCAUCAAACCCUUCAUCUGCUUCUUGGUAGGGAAGUGCAGGAGGCCCUGCUCUGUGCAGUCCCUCCGGCUCUCCCUCCAGAGCGUCUUGGAGGAGACAGAAGAAAACACUGCCCACAGCCAUGAUCCUGCCAUGGACACAGGGGUCUGA